This is a messenger RNA of Herpailurus yagouaroundi (jaguarundi), 1064 nucleotides long. RefSeq names its product amelogenin X-linked (gene AMELX). Gene Ontology annotation, biological process: multicellular organism development; enamel mineralization. Bases 331 to 909 code for a protein of 192 amino acids. The transcript is spliced from 8 exons. The record is from RefSeq and is a predicted model, not a curated record. Gene Ontology annotation, molecular function: structural constituent of tooth enamel. NCBI's taxonomy places the organism in Eukaryota, Metazoa, Chordata, Mammalia, Carnivora, Felidae.
AGGUCAGGCGUCACGGGCCAGUGACCCAGCCACAAUUUUGAGCUAGGCUGUCCUCCCAAAGAAAAGUUCUCUCCACCAUCGCAUGUUGCUUUCGUUCAGAAAACACCAGUCUGUGCUUGCGUAUGCUGAACCCCGUGUCAUGAAGAACUCUACACCUUCUUCAAUUGAUCAACACAUCCAUCUAGCACCUAGCUUGUAAAAGAGACUUUUCUAGAUGCUGUGAAUGAUAUAAAUUGAGCUCUCAGUUGGAAGAAAUCUAAAGGAUCAAGCAUCCCUGAGUUUCAGACAGAAACUUCCUCUGAACACACAUAUUCAAAGGGCCAGCAAGAAAUGGGGACCUGGAUUUUGUUUGCCUGCCUCCUGGGAGCAGCCUUUGCUAUGCCCCUACCACCUCAUCCUGGGCACCCUGGUUAUAUCAACUUCAGCUAUGAGGUGCUCACUCCUCUGAAGUGGUACCAGAACAUGAUAAGGCAUCCGUACCCUUCCUAUGGUUACGAACCCAUGGGUGGAUGGCUGCACCACCAAAUCAUUCCCGUGCUGUCCCAGCAGAACCCCCCGAAUCACGCCCUGCAGCCUCAUCACCACAUCCCCAUGGUGCCAGCUCAGCAGCCCGUGGUCCCCCAGCAACCAAUGAUGCCAGUUCCUGGCCAACACUCCAUGACUCCAACCCAACACCACCAGCCAAACCUCCCUCUGCCUGCCCAGCAGCCCUUCCAGCCCCAGCCCGUCCAGCCGCAGCCUCACCAGCCCAUCCAGCCCCAGCCACCCGUGCACCCCAUCCAGCCCCUGCCGCCACAGCCACCUCUGCCUCCGAUGUUCCCCAUACAGCCCCUGCCCCCCAUGCUUCCUGACCUGCCUCUGGAAGCUUGGCCAGCAACAGACAAGACCAAGCGGGAAGAAGUGGAUUAAGAGGUCAAAAAAUGGGAAGAGAACUGAAGGAAACACUUCAGAUGCUUUCAGAAUGACACAAGAAAACGAGUUUCGCCUGCCAUCACUUCGCUUAGUAAAAGCUGUAACUAAAAAUCAGUACCACUAGCAAACAAUAAAAUGGCUUAAAAAUCAUC